This is a messenger RNA of Fulvia fulva, 1641 nucleotides long. Its product is annotated as Choline transport protein. The record is from RefSeq and is a predicted model, not a curated record. The coding region runs from base 1 to 1641 and encodes 546 amino acids. The transcript is spliced from 4 exons. Gene Ontology annotation, molecular function: transmembrane transporter activity. NCBI's taxonomy places the organism in Eukaryota, Fungi, Ascomycota, Dothideomycetes, Mycosphaerellales, Mycosphaerellaceae. Gene Ontology annotation, biological process: transmembrane transport. Gene Ontology annotation, cellular component: membrane.
AUGGUGGCAGCUUUCCGCCUUGCAGAUCGGUGGCUGGAGAUAGCAGCCAGCAACAACUACCGACCUCGCCCUGACAGCGCAGGCAUCAACAGCAAUAUGGACGCCAAAGUGUCGUUGGACAAAGGCGGACUGCCUGCGAAAGACACGGACACACCGUUGCAACCGAUCACGUCCAUCACAUCGACACUCAAGGCUGGAGAGAUUACCGAAGAGCUUCGCGAAGGUUUCAGUGUGUGGUCGCUGGGAGCACUGCUCGUGUGCUUGAUGGCCACGUGGGAGGCUCUUGCAACGGUCGUGGCUUCAGCGUUGACGAAUGGCGGUCCUCCAUGCCUGUUCUACAAUUACAUCAUUUCGUUCCUAGGCACGAUGGCUGUCGCCGCUUCCAUGGCUGAGAUCGCGAGCAUGUAUCCUUCCGCCGGCGGUCAAUAUCACUGGGUAGCAGCCUUUGCACCCACCAAGAUCCGACCAUUCUCUUCGUGGAUUACAGGCUGGAUCAACAUCGGAGGACAGCUCUGUCUCACUGCAUCCGCAGCGCUGUCGGCGGGUCUGCUAUUCCAGGGACUUCUCACACUGAACAAUCCAGACUAUGCCGCUCAGCGCUGGCACGGGGUCAUGUUCUACUGGCUUGUCCUUGCGUACUCCCUGGUUGUCAACGUCUACGGAUCGCGUAUCUUGGCACAAAGCAACAUUGCUGCAGGGGUUCUGCACGUUUUCGGCUUCAUCAUCGUGGUGGUGAUCCUGGGCGCCAUGACGAAGACCAAGAACACAGCCGAAUAUGUCUUCACAGACUUCUCCAACACAAGUGGCUGGAGUUCCAACGGGGUAUCGUGGCUGGUUGGCCUCUUGUCAACCGUGUAUCCAUUCCUCGGAUAUGAUGCCGCCGCACACAUGUCUGAAGAACUGCCUCGACCCUCCAAGUAUGUGCCGAUCGCCAUGCUCGGCUCCAUUAUUGUCAACGGCUUGAUCGGUCUGGUCUUCUGUAUCGUCUUCCUCUUCUGCCUCGGCGACCUCGACGAGCUGCUGAAGACGACGACCGGCUUUCCCUUCGUGCAGCUAUACUACAACGUCACACAGAACCACGUUGCGGCAACGUUCAUGACGCUCUUCCAUGCCUUUAUUGCACUGGCAGCGAACUCUGCCGGCCUGACUUCGACGAGCCGGACUGCUUGGGCUUUCGCACGAGAUCGUGCAGUGCCGUACAGCGCGUACUAUGCUCACCUCAAUCCCUCCAAUCAGCUUCCAGUGCGGAUGUGCAUUCUCCUGACAGUGCUGCAAUUCCUACUUGGCUUGAUCUACCUUGGCAACACGACGGCGUUCAAUGCAAUCAUCUCAAUGUCUAUCUUGGGGAUGUACGCAUCUUACGUCCUACCAAUCUCCUUCAUGCUAUUAUAUGGACGCAGGUCCGCCGUUCACCGGCCAGGCUGGUUCUCUAUGGGUCGCUGGGGUCCCACCAUCAACAUUAUCGCACUUCUCUGGGGCGCAGUCGCCAUUACCUUCAGCAUGUUCCCAAGCUAUCAGCCAGUCACUGCACAGAAUAUGAACUACGCUUCGCUUGUGCUUGGAGGUUGGUUCAUCAUUGGUGCCGUGUAUUACCUUCUCCAUCAGAGGAAGAGUUACGAAGGUCCUGUAGUGUUGCUGUAG